AUGUCUCUCCGUCCUCUCAUUCUCGGCAGCGCUGCUCGGACUGCACGGACUCUUGUCAGACAAUGUCAACGCACUCAAAGACUAUAUGCGACUGAGGCAACACAGCUAGCCAACAUCGCGCUAAAGCCGACAAUAUAUGGGCAACCAUUGGACCCGUCUCAUCCGCAUCUGCUGAAGAAUGGGGAGCUGACACCAGGGAUUACCUCGCAAGAGUACGAGACGCGGCGGCGGGCUCUCAUGGACAGUCUCCCGCCGCACAGCGCCGUUAUUUGCGCCGCCGCGCAGGUGAAGUACAUGAGUGGCCGUGCCUACAAGUUCCGCCAGGACUCCGAUUUCUGGUACCUCACCGGCUUCGAAGAGCCAGGCGCUGCAUUCAUCAUGGAGAAGGACAGUUCUUCGCGCGGGUAUCGCAUGACGCUCUUUCAUACCCCGUCGACGCCUUCGACGGCGCAGUGGGACGGCGCCCGCACGAGUGCAGAGGACGUCGUGCGACUGUUCCGCGCAGACAACGCGCGACCGGUCGACGAGUUGCUUGACUCACUGAGGAGGGUAAUGGCUGAGACCGACCAUGUAUAUGUGGACCUUCCUCCUGGGGGCGGACCGAAGCGCUCGCGUUCGGCCUCGACCAAGUCGUUGCUCAAGUACUUGUCUAGGACAUCGCAGGAGCAUGAUUCUCUCCUUGAAUCGCUCAGCGGACAAAAGCGUCGUCCACUUGCUCCUGAAGUCGGACGGCUACGCGCCAUCAAGAGCGAGGCGGAGCAAAAUGUCAUGCGGGCUGCUGCAGACAUCAGUGGUCAGGCGCAUACAAAGACGAUGCGUUUCGCACGACCUGGCCUGUCGGAACACGUAUUGGGCGCGCACUUCGAGUACCUUUGUGCCAGGGACGGCGCACAGCGACCGGCCUAUGUGCCUGUUGUCGCAUCAGGCCCAAACGCGUUGACAAUACACUACACGUCAAACAACCAGCUCAUCCGCGAGAACGAGCUAGUCCUCGUCGACGCAGGGUGCGAAUACAACGGGUACGCCUCCGACAUCACUCGCACCUUCCCCGUCUCGGGCGCCUUCACCUCCGCGCAGGCAGACCUCUACGGUGCGCUGCUCUCCGCGCAGAAGCAGCUCGUCGCGCUCUGCACGGCGCGGGCGGGCGUCUCGCUCGCGCAGCUCCACCACAAGUCAGUCGAGUUCCUCGGGCGGGAGCUCCGCCAGAUUGGGUUCGACCUGGGCAUGGCGGGCGGGCGCGUGGCGGAGCUGUACCCUCAUUUUGUUGGACACCCGGUGGGCAUUGACCUGCAUGAGUCAAGCCAUUUUGACCGACACGCACCUCUGCAAGCGGGCAUGGUCAUAACUGUGGAGCCUGGCGUGUACGUGCCGCCAUCAGCACACUUCCCAAAACACUUCCACAACAUUGGCAUCCGAAUAGAGGACGAAGUGCUCGUGGGCGAAGAGCACCCCGUAGUCCUCAGCGUAAGUGCUCCGAAGGAGAUCGCCGACGUGGAGGGAGCAUGUCAAGGACUGCUAGGACUAGAGCCGUUCUGA
This is a messenger RNA of Rhodofomes roseus, 1536 nucleotides long. Its product is annotated as peptidase M24. Gene Ontology annotation, molecular function: manganese ion binding; metalloaminopeptidase activity. The coding region runs from base 1 to 1536 and encodes 511 amino acids. The record is from RefSeq and is a predicted model, not a curated record. NCBI's taxonomy places the organism in Eukaryota, Fungi, Basidiomycota, Agaricomycetes, Polyporales, Fomitopsidaceae. Gene Ontology annotation, cellular component: mitochondrion. The transcript has 13 exons.